AUGUACGUUUCACCUAGUUACUCAACUGCAUCAUGUAAAGGCACCAAGAAGAUAUAUUCCAACAUCAGACUGAUUUCAUUGGACUUUGGCGUUAAGGAAGCAGACUAUGAUAGUACCUUUGAACCUGACAGUGAAGAAGCAAGCUCUGAUGAAGAUUAUGAUAUUUCAGAUGUUGAAGAUUUUGAGCUUGAAUUGUCAAUGAUAGCAAACAAUCUAACUCUAGAUGAUAUGGAAAACCUCCCUAUUCAUGGUGCCUAUGAUAGAGAUACUCUGAUUGAUGAUGACGAGGAAGACGAGGAAGAGACAGAAGAUGAUGAUCCACAUUCAAUAGAAGGAAGGGACUUGGUUGCCGAACGCAAGGCAGUUGUUUUUGAAGGCAAUGUAAGAGAGCUCGCCAUGAUGAAACCAGUCACCACCUAUACAGUAAAAGGGUGUGAUCAACAAGUCCUGUUGAAUACGAGAUGCACAGGGACAGCAAUUCACCAUAAAUGGAUGUGUGAAAAAGGUCAUAUAGUGAAGACAUGGUGCUCGCAACCGAAAAUAAGGAACAGGCUUGCCGGUGACUUUCUCUUGUCUUGUGCCAUUCUCACAAGUGGUAACAACUACGAGAAGGUGAAACUCAUGUUUACAUUCUUUGGAAUGGGAGUUACAGCCAGGACCACCUUCUACCAGAUGCAAGGAAAGCACUGUGUGCCAGUCAUAAACCAGUAUUUCAAAGACAUGAUAAAAAAGAACAGGGAAAGAUUGAUUGGAAAGACAGUCACAAUUGCAGGAGAUGGUAGAAAUGACAGUCCCGGCCACAGUGCUUAGUACUGUACGUACACCUUCAUUGACCACAACACCAAAGACAUUCUUGGGAUGGAAAUUGUGGACAAGAGGGAGACUGAGUUAAAGUCCAAUAUAAUGGAAAGAGAAGGGAUUAAGCGUUCCAUGGCUGACAUAUCAUCAGCAGGAAUUGAGAUCGGAGAGAUAGUGACUGAUGCAAGCACCACCAUAGCUGCUCUGAUAAGUGAGUU
Molecule: messenger RNA, 1016 nt
Organism: Dreissena polymorpha
Lineage: Eukaryota; Metazoa; Mollusca; Bivalvia; Myida; Dreissenidae
Exons: 5
Coding region: 1-810 (269 amino acids)
Source: RefSeq, a predicted model, not a curated record